CAAAAGUGAUCCAUCAUUUGAGGUAAAAAAUUUCCUUCCGAAAAAGAAAUUCUUACAAUGUUCGGAUUCCACAUACGAACUCGUUCCUUGGAUUCUACAAUUCUGGCGGGUUCACCGAAACCAACAGUGGGGACUCCGAGAUCCAGCAAUGGAGGCUCUCCAAGAACUGAGGUGGGAGAGGUGGACACCAGCGCUCCAUUUCAAUCUGUCAAGGCCGCGGUUAGCUUAUUCGGAGAUCCUGCAACCUCGCCUAGGUCCAACAACGACGACAACAACAAGAAGCAGCCCCUUCUCUCUAGAAAGCCAAAAAAUUCCUCUGCUGCUGAUGAGAGAGUGCUCGAGAAAGAAUCCGCCCUUCACUUGGCCCUCAAGCAACUGGAGGACUUCAGGGCACGACUCAAAUGCACAGAAACCACAAAAGCUCAAGCUUUCCGGGAACUCGAGAAAGCCAACAGAACGCUACAGGAACUGACAAACAAGCUCGAAAUCAUUAGUGAAUCCAAGCAAACGGCCAUCGAGGAAACAGAAGCUGCAAAGCAAAGAGCCAGGGAGCUCGAGGAACACAAAUCCAGCAGACAACACCUUGGCAUCGAUGCUUGGAAACAGGACGUCGACAGCGAAAGAGAACUAUACAAGGCCUCCGCUGCUGAGCUCAUCUCUGCUAAACAAGAGCUUACAACCCUCCGACAGGAUUUUGAUCGAGUCCUCGAAGCAAAACUGGCUGCAUUUCAAGAGGCUGCGGACGCCCAGCACGUCACCCAAGUUUACCGAGACAGGCUAACUCGAAUUUCCAGUGAAAUCACCACCUUGCGCGAUACACUGGGAGAGGUCAAGUUAGCCACGCUCCAGGCGCAAGAAGAAGGAAAUAAGCAUCACGAAGAAAGGCAGGCUCGCUUCCAAUCUCGCCAAACAGCCAACGAACAAGUAGAGCUGAAAAUCAAAUCCUUGAAAGAGGAAUUUGAUGCUAGCGAAAUUCUCGAGGAAAAGCUCGAAGAAACAACGGAGGCAAUCAAGCUUUUGCAAGAACAGCUGCAAAAUGUUAGAGAAUCAGAUAUGUCCUCUCUGAAAAUCGCCACAGCAGAGCUUGAUGAUGCUACAAGAAGACUGCGAGAAAUUGUGCAGGAACAAAACUUACAGAGAAGCUCAGUAGAUUUCCUUAAGGAGGAGCUUGAUAAUGUCAAGAGGGACCAUUCUGAAUUGAAGGACAAGGCAUCGAAAGCAGAAUUAACAGCUGAAACUUUGCAAAGUGAAUUGGAGAGAUAUAAAGCACAGCUCGACGCAGCUCUUGCAGGAGAUCCCCAAGGAGAGUACGAUGAUAUGCGCUUAAAACUCCAACAGCUGGUGUCGGAGGCUGAAAAUGCUAGGCAGGGAGCAGAAGAGAUCAGGAAGGACAUCUCAUUACUUAAGCAAGAUGCUGAAACAGCACGUAUUGCAGCCAAGGAAGCAGAGGAAAGGCUACAAGUAGCACUGAGUGAGGUUGAAGCAGCAAAGGAAGCAGAAAGGCACGCAGGCGAAAUCAUUCAUAGUUCAUCCAAAACUGAUGCUGUCCAAGGCUCAACUUCAGAUUUGCAUGGCAAGAUCAAGUUAUCUGUUGAGGAAUUCGAGUCUUUGAGCAAGAAAGCUGAGGAAUCAAAAUCAGAUGCUGACCUAAAAGUAGCAACCGUCAUGGCUCAGAUUGAAUCAAUUGAAGCAAGUCAAAAUGAAAUGCUCAAAAAGGUGGAGUCCUCUAUGAAAGAAAAAGAGGCAAUAGAGGCUGCCAUUGAGGAUGCUUUAAAACAGGCAGAGAUGGCUGAAGCAGCAAAGCAGGUGGUAGAGGGUGAACUCAUGAGGUGGCGUCAGAAAGAACAAGACGAUGUGGCCUGA
This is a messenger RNA of Coffea eugenioides, 1863 nucleotides long. RefSeq names its product WEB family protein At1g12150-like. The transcript is spliced from 3 exons. NCBI's taxonomy places the organism in Eukaryota, Viridiplantae, Streptophyta, Magnoliopsida, Gentianales, Rubiaceae. The record is from RefSeq and is a predicted model, not a curated record. Bases 58 to 1863 code for a protein of 601 amino acids.